Australozyma saopauloensis is the source of this 5031-nucleotide messenger RNA. RefSeq lists its product as uncharacterized. Gene Ontology annotation, molecular function: mRNA binding. Gene Ontology annotation, cellular component: THO complex part of transcription export complex. Bases 1 to 5031 code for a protein of 1676 amino acids. Lineage: Eukaryota; Fungi; Ascomycota; Pichiomycetes; Serinales; Metschnikowiaceae. Gene Ontology annotation, biological process: mRNA processing; mRNA export from nucleus. The record is from RefSeq and is a predicted model, not a curated record. The transcript has a single exon.
AUGGCCGAGCCCACUCCAUAUGAGCAUUGCUCCCAUGAAAUCGUGAGUGACUUUGCCAAUUCAGGCUCUCAAAUACUCCUUGAUGCUGUCAAGACAUCUGCGGAGUCACAAUCAUUCCCAUCCCAAUUAAAUAGCAUUUUCACCGAGGUCCUCAUGUCAGUGGAAGAGGAAAGCAUAACCGUAGAUGAUGCUUCUGAAUUCUUGAAACGGGCGUUGUUGUCUGCCGAGUUACAAGUCAUCUUUUGUCAGGUUUUUGAUGUAUACCCUCUAGGAGAGAACCUAAAGUCACUUCUCCAAAGCAUAGCAGACAAAAAUUUGUUGGAUCAAAAUGUCCUUGCUACACAUAUUAGCUCUAGCACCCUCAUAGAUACUGGAUUGCUUCAGGGUAGUUUAUUUACGCGUCAGUGUAAUACUAGUAAGAGAGAUCACUUCUACACACAGAAGAAAUUCAAUUUAUUUCACGAAGAGUUCGAGGGUUACUCGUUGAUAGUCAGUGAGUUGGAUGAAAUUCUCUCCAAUCCACAUAAUAUUGAUCUUGUGGAGUAUGCCGUCGAAGCUGUCAAUAAGCUCAUUGGCCACUACCUACUUGAUCCCAACCGUGUGCUUGACUUGAUCAUAGACAUAUUCAUCAAUAUGCUAGUCGGCAAUCAUGAAUUUAUCAUUCAAUUCCUAAAAAAAUCCUUGUGGUGGCCCCAAACUGAAGCAGAUUGUCUACUGGGGUUCGACAAUCUUAACCAUGGAGGUUGCACUGCAGCCUCAAACAUCAUUAUCUUGAAAUUGAAGAAAUUCCCCGGCAUUGAACUCACAGAAACAUUCAAGAUUCUCGUUGCCAUCCUCAUCAAAAUUGGCUUCAUCAGUUUCGGCUCAAUUUACAAUCGCAUCCCGCCAGCUGACGAUACAAUGCAACUUCUCGAAAAAGCAUACUUGAGCGACUUGGAAAAUAAAGUUUUCCGAGCAAGCGCAAAUGCAUUGGCUCUUGCUGCUCCGCUCAAGGACGACGAUGACAACAACACUACCGAGGGUGAAGUCAAGAGUACCCAAGAGAAAAACACCACAGAACCUCAGACUUUUGAAUCGCUUUCUAAACUGAAUGUGAAAUUACAAUUAUUUAAGGUAUUCUUAGCCAAUGGUUUGUAUUGGCCCAGUAUUUUCAUGUUAUCACAGUACCCUUUUUUGGCCCACAUUGACAAAGAGGUUGCUAGCUUAUUGAACAGAGUUCUCGCCACUUUAAUUUCGCCGCUCUAUUGCCACAUGAAUCCACUAUCGGCUCAUGAUGUGUCAGUUUUGCAGCGAGGAAGAGACGUUUCUACAAUUAAUAGGGGCAAAUUGACCAUUGGAAACAUCCCUCUUGUCACCCAGUAUUGCUUCAAGCCCACAAUCAAAAGCUACUAUGGUAAAAGAUAUGUCUAUUUUUUCAAAAAUUGGGCAGAUGGUCUUCCCAUCUGUUAUUCGAAAGAUGACUUGGUGACGAUGUCCCAUCAGUUUCUCAAAUUCUUCGGGCCAAUUCUCGCCUCGAGCCAUUCGAAUUUCACUCAAAUUUGCGAAAUCAUAGCACACGACAUUUCGCAAGAUGCAUCUCCUGAAAAUAAAGAUAUGUGGUUUAAUUAUUACCGCAACUACAUUUUUCCGUAUAUCGGUUGGCUUCAAGAUAAUCCAGUGGUGGUAGACAAAGCUUACAGCGUUCUCCGGUUGUUUGACAGUGAGGAAAGGUUCAAUCUAUAUGGCGAACUCAACCAAGUCAUGGCUCGUAACAAUUCUCACGUCAAAAUCUCAUUUGGAAAAGCAGAGAAAGCUACUAAAGACACUUUGAAACGUCUUUCCAAAGAGAAUGUGACAGAAAUGAUGAAAAAGCUUGCGAGCAUUAGCAUUUACAACCCACUUCCUUGUUAUUUGACUAUUCUUCAGCAACUUGAGAGUUAUGAAAAUUUGAACUCCUUGAUUGUUGAAACAGCUGCUUACUUCUCAGAUUAUUGCUGGGAUAACUUGACGCUCGCUAUCCUUAUGAGACUUUCUGCUGCUGGGAGAUCAAGUCUUCUGGAAAACGGACUCAAUGACCGUCGAUGGAUCCAGUCUCUUGCAUCCUUUAUUGGUGAGCUUUCUCAAAAAUACCCUGACAAAAUUGACCUAGAUUCUCUCAUAAAGUACCUCGUCAAGUCAUUCCAUGCUAAAGACAUUUCAGAGCUCCUCGUUCUCAAGGAGGUGAUAUCCAAAAUGGGAGGCUUUCAAGCGAUCACAAAUUUGACACAAUUGCAAGUGAACAUGAUCCGUUGUCAGUCAUCCUUAGCAAACAUUGUUUAUAAAACUAUUGGGGAUUCGAGAUACGAACGGGAGAAAUCGGGUCAAAUACUCGCUCAAACUCUCUUGACAGACAACUAUGCAAGCGAAUUGUUUGUUCUAAUCUGUAAAUUGGAUCGGCAAAUAAUGCAUGACUCUUCAUCUUCUCACUUGAAAGUGCUUGCAUCGAGGCGAGACGAAGUCAGUGCUAUUUUGCAUUUGCUCUGCUCCUUGUUCAGUUUCUUUUGUGAAGAUAUUCUGAGCAUCGUUUCGAUUGCAUCUUUGAUGCAAAAAUAUGGUGUUUCUGUUUCCUGGGCUUUUGAGUUAUGGCGGAAGUUUCUUCCUAAAGAGUUUGGGCUCACUGACAUAGAUCCCACUCUAUUCGACAUCGCCUCAGUUGAUCAAUCGUUGUUUUACACAUUUUGGAAACUUGACCUCCAUGAUAUAAACUACUCUGCAGAUUUGUACAACUCUGAAUUGGAGAAAUUAAGAUCAAAUUUAUUCCAACAAAACGAGGAAUUAUCCUUUUUACUGAACUCCAAGGGCGAGGACGCUUCGAAAAUCUCUCCGAUUAAAGACAAUAUAAAACGCAUUGAAAAAAUCAUGACUGAAAUACCAGAGCAAAUGUCUACACAUGAGAAGCAUUGCCUGGAGAUUUUUGAGUUUUUGAGUAAGGACAAUGGUUCGUGGUUUACCCUGGAUCAACUAGAAAAUAAUGUUCAUGACUUUUUGCGAGUAUGUUUGCUUCCUCGUGCUAUUCAUUCUUGCUUCGACGCACUCUAUUGUGCUCAGAUUUUGUUUAAACUCCAUGAACUAAGAGUCCCCAACUUUUCGCUCUUGAGCUGUAUCGAGAAGCUUUUCGAGAGUCAGAUUUUGUUCUCAACCUUAUUCACUUCUACUCCGACAGAAGCAGAAAAUUUAGGUCUCUUUGUUUCCGUUAUUUUACAACAGCUUGACUCGUGGAGAGACGAAGAAAAGUUCACUCAACUGUCGAAUCAAUCCGUCAUUAGUGACGUGCACAAAAACGAAAUUCUGUUUGCUUCAUUCAAGAAAUCUCUUUUCUGUCUCCACGCAACGAUCCUUAGCGACAUAUCGAGGGCACUCGUUUCGACUUCGUAUAUGUCUAGAAUGAAUGUGAUCACAUUCUUGAAGAAUUUGCUUAACAUUUACCCUAUUGUGGAAGAUCAUUGUGAAGAGAUAGCUCACUUGAUCGAAAAUGUUUCCAAGUUUGAUCCAAGAGAUGACUUGAAAUUGUCAUCUGCCGCUUUGAUAGGACAUGUGAAAUCGAGAGAGAAAAAGUGGGUACAUAUGUGGGAUUUCAUGGACAUGGAUGAUCAGGACUUAGAAGAACAAAAAUUAAAACGGAAAGGCAUUGAAGAUGAUAAGGAAGCAGCUAAAAAGCGGAAGCAGGAACUUCUCCUUGCUGAGGCGAGAAAACAUGCGGAAGAGCAAGACAAGCUCGAAGCAGAAGAACACAGCCGCCAAAUUAGUGAUAAGAACUCACAGGCAUCAGCUGCCUCUCUUGAUUACAGUGACAAGGUCCCGACUGGUCCUCGAAACGUUGAGAGAUUGAAGAGUACAGCCCCUCGGGGAAGAUAUGACAUGUACACAGGCUCUGUUGAUACUGAUACAGCUACAAAGCCAUCCACUCCAACAGGGCCACAAUCCACAAGGACUGGAAGUUCCAGAGAUACACCCCCUGCGCCAUCACACCGUGCAACAGAAGAGAAGGCAACAAGACCUGGAAAGCAGGAGCCGGACUCGACAGAUCUUUUUGCCAAACGUAUCAGCAGAGAAAAUACCAAGAGUCCCGCGGCUCCCGUGUCUAGAACUAAUACACCGACAAAUGCGAGAGGUCAAGGCUCGCGACCUCAUCAGGUUGCUGAUGUGCCUACGUCAAGGAUCGUCCAAGGCCGUCAACGAGCAUCCUUACCGCCUCAACAAGCACCGCUGGAGAAGAGAGCACCAUUGCCGCCUCAACAGGCACCGCUGGAAAAGAGAACACCAUUACCUCCUCAGCAAGCUCCUCUGGAGAAUAGAGCACCUUCGCGCCCUCAGAAUCUGCUGGAGCGUGAUUCUAAAAAUGCAAAGACUUCGCAAAGAGGCUCUGUGCCUCAGCAAAGAAGCUCAGACAACCAACUGCGGGCCUCACUUCCCCCUCAGAGAGCACCCACACCGCACAGGGAUUCUGCUCUGCAGCAAAGAAAACCUCUUCCGCCUCAAGCUCCACCUCCUCAAAUGACACAGAACUCACGAGCCAACGAUCGCGGAACCGGCCGUGAUAGUUCUCGCGAUACUAGAGACAACAAUCGCAACACUUAUCGCGAGGGUGCUCGUGAUCGCGGCAACAAUUAUCGUGACAACUACCGUGAUGGCAGCCGUUCGGUCAGCGGUCAUGAUGACAAACGCAGCUUUGGUCGGGGAUCUGCUCGUGAUUCGGUACCUAGAGAUGGUGCCAAUCCAGGUGGCAGAGAUCGGUCUCAGACUACACGCACUUUUGGUCAACGAGAGUCUAACGACAAUCGCGGCCAAAAUCAAAAUUCUUCAGCGGGAUACAAUGCAGCAUCAAGAGCGAAAACUCGCCCAGCCCAUGAGACAAGCAGAAGACCACCUUCUGCUGGGCCCUUGCCUCCACCUUCUUUACCACCUCCAUCAAAUCUUCCACCAAGUGCAAAGUCGAGCGAUAGCUCUCAAAGACUGAACAAAAGACUGUACGAGGAAGGUGGUGAGUCCAAUGAUAAGAGACGCAGGCGGUGA